UGUUUAUUAUAAACCCGUUUUGUUUAGAUCUAAUAUGACCAAGAAAAUAUUUAUUAACUCUAAGAAGAAGUAUGAUGGACUGUCGUUCCUGACUCAGGAUAUCAAGAUUAGGAAAAUAUUUGAUAUUAAAACGUUAAUCGAGAAGCUAAGAAAGUUUGUGUCACAAAAACAAUGGGUUCCGAAAGGUCCGCUUUAUGAUUCGCCACGAUCGUAUGCAGAAUGUAAAGUUUUAGUUUUACUAGGACAUAUUCCAAAGGGUCUCCAUGAAUCGGAGGUGUUCAUAAAUUUUGUGAAUCAGCUUCUCAAAGAAAAUUGGAUUUUUUACAUUGUUAAUGAUGGUAGUAGUGAAACAUUCAAUGUGAAAGACUUUGCACCAAUUUGCUUGUCAACGGGUGGCAUGUAUUUCUCUUUUCGUGGAAAAAGCAAGAAAAAAAUUAAAACCUUGGUGGAAGAAAUGUUUAAAACGAGUGAUAAGAUCCACCGUGGCAAAGGUCAUGUUGUUGACAAAUUAAAGAUCUUCUUGGAAAGUCAACCUGCUGACAAGUGGAUUCCGUUUAACAAGAUUUGGGAGUGGAAAAGUGAGAUUGUUGUUCAUAAUGUCUCCUGCAACGACGGUCAAUUAGGUCAACCAAAUCAACAAAGUGAGGAAAAUAGUAGUUCUCAAGAAUCAGGUGUUGAAAUGUCUUUAGAUGAAGCUUCUGCGUCAUCGGCCCCCAACUCAGAAGCCCACUCACAAGAAACAAGUGCACGCCCGUCCAGUCAAUUGGUAGCGUUGAGAAACUCUGCGUUAAUAUCGUCAAUAUCUGGCCACGUUCAGCGUAUUCCAGAAAGAAUACCGUCGGAAAGUAGCGAAGCGUUACUUGAAAACCCUUCUGAGAACUUAUGUAUUCAGAGGUUAUGUUACUCGUUACGUAGUCUGGCAAUCAACACAGGUGAACCUGUAAUAAGUCCUGCAAGUACACAUGAAACAGAACCCGUUUUGUUUGGCAUGCGAUUGAGAUGGCCAUCUGAAAGUAUUGACUCUAGCUUAAGAACACCUAGCGAAAGCAUUGAUUGCACGUCCAGAAGACAGGCUACGGAAAGUAUUGACUCAGGCUACUCCAGCCAGAUAUCGAGGGACCUACCACCUGACUUCCACUCUUUCCAAAGUUUCCUCUUUUCCUUUAUACACUGGUCAACCUCAUUAUUCCACCACCAGGUCUGUCUAUGUCUAGCUGGUCCUUUCGUCCACCCACAGGUAUCAUCAGUAGCUUCUAGAAGACAAUUCUUCAAAGUAUUCCAAGUACUUUCAACAUCACUAUCACAUUAACCAUUGUGGGC
Hydractinia symbiolongicarpus is the source of this 1320-nucleotide messenger RNA. RefSeq lists its product as uncharacterized. The record is from RefSeq and is a predicted model, not a curated record. The transcript has 3 exons. Lineage: Eukaryota; Metazoa; Cnidaria; Hydrozoa; Anthoathecata; Hydractiniidae. Bases 35 to 1309 code for a protein of 424 amino acids.